AUGCCCGGCUUUGAUUACAAGUUUCUGGAGAAGCCAAAGAGACGGUUCCAGUGUCCACUAUGCAGCAAGGCGAUGCGGGAGCCUGUCCAAGUGUCUACCUGUGGACACCGCUUCUGUGACACCUGCCUGCAAGAAUUUCUUAGCGAGGGCGUCUUCAAGUGUCCAGAGGACCAGCUGCCCUUGGACUAUGCCAAGAUCUACCCGGACCCGGAGCUGGAGCAGCAGAUCCUGGCUCUGCCCAUCCGCUGCAUCCACAGUGAGGAGGGCUGCCGCUGGACCGGCCAGAUGAAGCAGCUCCAGGGCCACUUCUCCACCUGCGCCUUCAAUGUGAUACCCUGCCCCAAUCGCUGCUCCAUCAAGCUGACGCGCCGCGACUUGCCGGACCACCUGCAACACGACUGCCCCAAGCGCAAGGUCAAAUGCGAGUUUUGUGGCAGCGAGUUCACCGGUGAGGCCUACGAGAACCACCAGGGGAUCUGUCCCCAGGAGAGUGUGUACUGUGAGAACAAAUGCGGGGCGAGGAUGAUGCGUCGCCUACUGUCCCAACACAGCAUGGCCGAGUGUCCCAAACGCACACAGCCCUGCAAGUACUGUGGCAAGGAGUUCGUCUUCGACACCAUCCAGAACCACCAGUACCACUGCCCUCGGUUUCCUGUCCAGUGCCCAAACCAGUGCGGCACACCCAACAUCGCCCGAGAGGAUCUGGCUAACCAUGUGAAGGACAACUGCGGCAGCGCCCUCGUUCUCUGCCCUUUCAAAGAUGCUGGCUGCAAACACCGGUGCCCCAAGUUGGCUAUUGGUCGUCACCUGGAAGACACCACUAAGUCUCACCUGACUAUGAUGUGUAACCUGGUGGGGCGCCAGAGGCAGGAGAUCCUGGAGCUGCGGAGGGAGAUGGAGGAGCUGUCUGUCAGCCAUGACGGCGUGCUCAUCUGGAAGCUCAACGACUAUUCCCGCAAGCUGCAGGAGGCCAAGCUCCGAAACAACCACGAGUUCUUCAGCCCGCCUUUCUACACCCACCGCUACGGCUACAAGCUGCAGGUGUCGGCCUUCCUGAACGGUAACGGCAGCGGGGAGGGCUCCCACCUGUCCAUCUACAUCCGCGUGUUGCCCGGCGAGUACGACAACCUGCUGGAGUGGCCCUUCUCCUACAAGGUGACUUUCUCCAUCCUGGACCAGAGCGACCCGUCACUCUCCAAGCCCCAGCACAUCACGGAGACCUUCAAUCCGGACCCCAACUGGAAGAACUUCCAGAAGCCCUGCAGCAGCCGCAACUCGCUGGACGAGAGCACCCUGGGCUUCGGCUACCCCAAGUUCAUCUCCCACGAAGAGAUCAAGAAGAGAAACUACAUCCGAGACAACUGCAUCUUCCUCAAGGCCUCUAUAGAGAUACCGCAGAAGAUCAUGGCUUAAGAUCAUGGCUUAAGAUCUCGUCUUUUUGGUGUUUCUUAGUAUGAAGGAGAAAGAUAUGCUCAAGACUGGAACUGACACUUAACCUUGAAAACUUACACACACUUACCCUUUAGACACUUUCUUUCCUUACGGCCUCUCCACCGCAGAGCUUGAAGCUGGUCUGUUUGGCUGGGUUAGCUGACUGGAGGACCUUGAUGUGCCAGAGAGGAAAAAGUGUUUGGUCUGCAAAACCAUCACUCUCUGAUGUUUCAGUUUUUUUUUUGUUUUUUGUUUUUUUUUAAAGAAUUUUUUUAAAGAAUUUGUUUGUUCACGUACCUUUAUCUCAAUCUACAGUGAAAAGCCUUGGAAAUCAAACAGUGCCUAGAGAGUUUAUCUUAAGUUAUAUUUUCGUUGUGUUAUUUCAGCAGUACAGAUGCUACGAUUAUGGGGGGAAAAAUAUAAAUAGGGGGUGAAGGGCUUCACUAAGCCUUUGCACUUAGACUAGAGAGAAAGCUGGAAUCUGGUUGGAGACGCCCUGUGUCUUUUUUUUUUUUUUUUUUUUUUUUUUCCGUGUCGGGGUGAUCUAAAGAGGACGGAGCUCAGCAGACUCAGCUCAAGCCCAACUGCCUUUUGUUUACAUGCUCUUACUCCCACUGAUCCCUUAACAAAUACAAAGCCCUUGUUAAGAGAUUAAUAGCAAGAUUUGUGUACACACACUAACAAAUUGUAGAUCCAUCCCGUGUAGUGACUGCUCCAUCACAACAACAGCAACAACAACAACAACAACAACAGUCUGUGACUUGUGUUUGGUUUCCUCGACGCGGUCGCAGGUAGCUUCAGGAACACACCUUCCUGUCCCGGGCGGAAUACACACUUCAUAGUGACGCUAUGGGGCGGUGUAUCUGUUGUUGAGUCCGUUAAUAGGAAAGCACCUUUUGUCGGUCUUCAAAGGAGUAGAGCAGACAAAGAGGCCAGUCAGACGGAGCACACGUGCAUUUAAGAGUGAAGGAAAAGCCAUGUGGCCUUUUUAUAUGUCUUGGCAUGAGGGGUUGGGGGGGCAACAUAAACACAUGCAUGCUUCAUGUGCUACCACUUGGACCAUGUUUUUGUACUGUAACCUGUAUUCUUGAAAUCCUCUCCCUGUGAUGGCUAUUUUUGUCUUUUUUUGGACAGCGACAGUUUGAGAGUGCAGCAGCUGUCUAACGGAACAAAAUUGAUUUUUUUUUUUUUUUUUUUUAAAUUUUGUUUUGUUUGUUUGUUUGUUUGUUUGUUUUUUAUAUACAGAAAAUGUGAACACUGUCAAUAAUAUAUCCUACAAAGACAAUGGUUUGAAUCAUUAGAACACUUGGCUGUGACGUAUUUCGUGAACAUGGCCUCAGCAUGGAUGGUGUACAGAGGCUGUUUGAAAAAAUGGUUAAUGACGUGGUCUCUGCAAAUAUGUGGGUGUUUCAGGACUGGCUGCACCUUUGUUGUUACCAUGGUCACCGGUGUGUAUCUUCAGCUCAGCGCACAAUCUGGUUAUGGGGACUGGUUGAGGAAAAAUCAGCCUUGUGCAAUCCACGUGUCUCAGACUCCAUCCCAGCUCCAUCAGAGAGGCGGAGGACUUUGAUUACACAGUACAUUCAUAACAUAUGUGAAUACUAAUGUAAAAUGCAGAAGCACAUUCUGUCUUUUUAUUAAACAUGAAAAAAAGAUCCUCAUUUCUUGUCAUAAUACCAGCUGAUAUUUUACAGUGAUUUAAAGAAGUACAAAAAAAAAAACAAAAAAAAAAACAAAAACAACUUUUU
Molecule: messenger RNA, 3179 nt
Organism: Myripristis murdjan (pinecone soldierfish)
Lineage: Eukaryota; Metazoa; Chordata; Actinopteri; Holocentriformes; Holocentridae
Gene: traf4a
Product: tnf receptor-associated factor 4a
Exons: 7
Coding region: 1-1413 (470 amino acids)
Biological process (GO): positive regulation of JNK cascade; regulation of apoptotic process; regulation of canonical NF-kappaB signal transduction
Cellular component (GO): plasma membrane signaling receptor complex
Molecular function (GO): zinc ion binding; tumor necrosis factor receptor binding; ubiquitin protein ligase binding
Source: RefSeq, a predicted model, not a curated record